UUCGUUCUGUGUGAUAAACAUCUUUUUACUUCGACACUAAUGUACAGAUUUACCGUGUCGUCAACUGAAUUAUUUUGAUAAAUAGAAGAAGUGAAGAUCAGCUGAGAUGGCAGAAUCUGAACAUCCCAGUUAAUUGGCGGGACUUGCUCAUUGGUUCACUCUGAUUGCGCCAGGUGCAUUUGUCCCUGUUGAUUGGCUACACGGCAGCAACUUCAGGGUACAUUUUACCCUCCAGAACCAGCACACACUGUAGUCCUUCAGCAUAUCUUCCUCAUCAUAAACCGGCACCAGCACCAGGUUUUGACCCUCAGCAGGAUGGCUUGUGAAAUCCGCAGUGACACCGAGCUGGAGCAGGCCGAAAAUACUGAGGACUGCGUUGUAAAGAGAGGUAGUGUCGGCAUCAUGGUGCGCACAUACCGCGGGUUUUGGUGGCUGUUGGGCUUCCGGCAGCCACUGGAGAUCGCCGUCGUCAGCCCCGCGGUCUCCAGUCCCGUACGUCAUAGGAUGGACAGCAGUAGGCUCCCCCGCUUACUGCUGUCCAUCCUGCCCCGCUGGGUGCGGAGCGCCAUGGGCUACCCGGUGUCUACCAGCAGUGGGAGAUCCCUCUCACCAGAAAGGAGUAGAAGACAAAGUAUGGAUUAUCCCCCAUCAGUGAGGAUGGUUCUUGUUGGGAAAACUGGAUCAGGAAAGAGCUCCAGUGGAAACACCAUACUGGGAAGAGACGCCUUUGGUGCAGCUGUCAGUCACUUCUCAGUAACCAGACACUGCUGUAAGCAGACAGGCGAGGUGUUGGACAGGCAGCUCACCAUCGUCGACACUCCCGGACUCUUCGACACUUCGAGGCCCGAUGAAACCGUGGAGAGAGAGAUCUCUAAAUGCAUCAACAUGUCGGCCCCGGGGCCCCACGCCAUCCUGCUGGUCAUCAAACUGGGGCAUUUCACAGAAGAGGAAAUAGAGGCUGUCAGGAAGGUGGAGGAGAUGUUUGGAGAAGAUGCCUGGAAGUACACCAUCAUCCUCUUCACCCACGGAGACGAAGUCACGCCAGACUUUAAGAUGGAGGAAGAGGCUGGACCCGAGCUGCAGACGGUCCUGGAGAAGGUGGAGAACAGGUAUCACAUCUUCAACAAUCUCAAGAUCAACGAUCGGGGACAGGUCCUGGGUCUGUUAAAGAAGGUAGAUAAGAUGGUGGAGGCCAACGGAGGACAGUUUUACUCCAACUACACCUACAAGGAGGUGGUGGAGAUGCUGAGUCAGAGAGAGGCUGAACUCAGAGAGUUCUACGAGAAGAAACUGGAGGAAGAAAUCCAAUCUGUCGAGUUAAAGUACGAGAAGAAGCUGAGUGAAGCUCAACAGGAGCGACAAAACGUGGAGAAACAACUGCAGGAAGAGUUGAAGGAAGUGAGGCGUUAUUAUCGUGUUUUAGAGAGUGGAGUCCGUCAUGUUGUAGAGCAAAUGUUGCAGAAAGACUCUCUCGAUGAAGUUCUUUCCCAGUUUCCUGAGAAGCUGAAGCUGAAUUUCCAAUCUUAAAAGCUCCUGUGGUGUAUUUAGUAGCGAUGCUGUAUGAAGAGGAAUCCGCUGACACUGUUCAUGAUUAUAAAUGUUUAUUUACAUCAAAGAAUUCAGCAUCAAUUUACAAGCCCUGCAGAGCUUGGAGAGCGACAGCACCCAAUUCUCUGAAUAGUCAUUCUGAAGUUCUGAUGUUAAAACAUGGUAUAUAUGUCCUAUGCUUUGUCUAACAUAAGGUGAGGGUGGGAACAAUAAUUUUGACCAAUGGCUACAAGCCAUCUGGCCUUUUGUCCAACAAAGACAUCUCUGUAAUGAAGAUGAGGCCCCAUGGAUAAUGCUUCCCAGAUAUUUCCUGUGGCCAUUUCCUAUGUUCAUUUGGAUCAUCAUUAUGCCGAAUCUACAAGUCAUAUAGAUAAUUCAGAUAAAGCGUAAGUACAAGUUAUAUAGACUGGUCCGAUACUUCACUCCUGAUCCGUUUAUUGUGUCCAUCAUUCCAAACUCUGUAACUAUUGUUUUUCUAAACUUUGUUCUAACCCA
Messenger RNA from Perca fluviatilis (European perch), 2043 nucleotides. RefSeq names its product GTPase IMAP family member 7-like. Gene Ontology annotation, molecular function: GTP binding. The coding region runs from base 316 to 1527 and encodes 403 amino acids. The record is from RefSeq and is a predicted model, not a curated record. The transcript is spliced from 7 exons. NCBI's taxonomy places the organism in Eukaryota, Metazoa, Chordata, Actinopteri, Perciformes, Percidae.